Monopterus albus (swamp eel) is the source of this 925-nucleotide messenger RNA. RefSeq lists its product as uncharacterized. Bases 386 to 901 code for a protein of 171 amino acids. NCBI's taxonomy places the organism in Eukaryota, Metazoa, Chordata, Actinopteri, Synbranchiformes, Synbranchidae. The transcript is spliced from 3 exons. The record is from RefSeq and is a predicted model, not a curated record.
CUCAAGUCAGUGCGACAAAAGAGGUGAACUGGAAAAUAUUAAUGAUACCUCAGAUAGGCCCCAGUAGUGGUAAACAACUCCCGGUCAAGCAUCUGGACAACACAAUGACGUCAGACCUGCUCCAGCACAUUCACACUCAAGUGACACCAGUUCACUUUGCCAAGGAGCUGAGGGGGUAAUGGUUGAAAGACAGACAGCAAGAAAAGAGCAGAGGGGGGAGACAGGAGUGUGUAUGAAAGAAGAGACAGACAGAGCGAGUUCCUCAUAAGUCCUCAGAACUGCUAGAGAUCUCAUAACCGAGGAGACAGAGAGACUAGGCGAGGCGUUAACAGCUGACAAACACAAAACUCCUAGUUAGACAAAUUUAGGAUAUCACCAACCUAACAUGAUGGAAGUGGUCCUGACCAGACUGCGGGACUUCUCCUGCAAGACCACGACAUUUGAUGACUGCAAUCCAGCUGGGCAGAGUGUAUGCAGGGACCCUCGGAGCAGGACUGACCACCUAAGAGCAGGGUGCACAGCUGGAGGAGAAAGCAGUAAACUGGACAUCGAGAGUGCACUGGCCUGGCUGCGAAGAGAAUUGAUGGAGAUGCGCUCCCAGGACCAAGCUCUGAUCCGGCAGCUGAUGGAGCUUCACUCCGGCAUCCAGGAGCUUAAGCAGGAGUUUUCUGAGGAAGAGCAAGAAGAAGAAACAGAUGAGGAUGAGGAGGAGGAGGAGGAGGAGGAGGAGGAGGAGGAGGAGGGCAGCUACUGGGACUCUGAGAGUGAACGAGGAAGUAGCAGCAUCUACUCCAGCUCUGGGGAAGUGGGCUUCUCCAUUUCCCUCCUGAAGAUGGCUCGGCCCCUGUAUUCGGGAGUUUUAUCGAAGAGGGCAUUCAGCAGGCGAAGCUCUGUGCCUUGAAAAUUCAAACAAUUAGAAGAAAUU